This is a messenger RNA of Cynoglossus semilaevis (tongue sole), 1395 nucleotides long. RefSeq names its product PTTG1 interacting protein b (gene pttg1ipb). The transcript is spliced from 7 exons. Bases 162 to 674 code for a protein of 170 amino acids. The record is from RefSeq and is a predicted model, not a curated record. Gene Ontology annotation, biological process: protein import into nucleus. NCBI's taxonomy places the organism in Eukaryota, Metazoa, Chordata, Actinopteri, Pleuronectiformes, Cynoglossidae. Gene Ontology annotation, cellular component: cytoplasm; nucleus.
UUUUCACUCUGCAGAUGUUUCUUGUUUACAACCAGCGUCGGUAGCUCGUGACGUCAUCCCGUAAAUCGUAAACCGCGGUCCAGCCUCGGACUGAGACUCUACACCACACACACAAACAGUUGAUUCAGUAACAGUCGGAGGAAUAUCCCGCUCCUCUCAGCAUGUCUCCACUCCUCCUCUCCUUCGUCCUGUGCGGGGUUCUUGUGAGCUCACUGGCGCAGACACCGACUCCUUCUCCCGCUCCUGCCCCUUGUGCCCAGAGCUCCAACAGCAGCUGUGAAGAAUGUCUGAUGAACGUGGACUGUCUGUGGUGUGAAGCAACAGGACAAUGUGUCGACUACCCGGUGAGGAACAUCCUGCCCCCCUGCAGUGUGUGUCCUUUGACUGAUGCACGAUGGGGGGUCUGUUGGGUCAACUUCCAGGUCUUGAUCAUCACCAUGUCGGUGCUGGCGGGCAUCGUCGUCAUCGCCGUACUCGUUUGCUGCUUCUGCUGCUGCUGCAAAUGUGAAAGAGCCGGAAACAGGAGAGAAGAUGCACAGGUGGAGCGACAGACCCGUGUGAGGAAGGCUCGUCAGAAGGCAAAGAGAACGGAAAUGCAGCUAAGGCACGAUGAAGUCAGACAGAAAUAUGGUCUGGCAAAGGAAAACCCAUACUCACGUAUGGACGACCGUUAGGAAGAUUCAAAGAGAUUACUUGAUUUUGAUGUGUGGCAACUUUGAUUGACUUUACAUGUAGUUCCGUUUUAAGCAAAAUGGUUUAAAAUCCUAUUGAGUGAAUUUGCACUAUUUCCCUGUAAUGAUGUGUUUUGUUUCUCUUAAUUGUGACAUAAUUCACUGUCUGCCAUUCAUAUUUCUACUGGCUUUGUUUUGCGAUUGAUAUGUAAAAAUAUUCACAUUUAAUUUGCUUUUAUUACACUCACUGUCUUUCAUUAUGGGAACAAUUCAUUCAUUAUUCAUUUGCGUAAAAUACAGUUUUGUUGAAUCUCCGACCACUUAAGAGUUUAUUUGCAUAUUUCGUGUACACAUUUCACUCUUAUUUUGCAGAAGCCCUAGUUUUCUCCUCCAUCCUCUCACAGUCACACCUCACAGUCGGUCCUGUGAUGGAAAUGUGAAUUUUCCUUCUGUUUUACUUGUACGUUGUUUUUCAUUCUGAAAUGAAGAUUCGUUCAUCAGGAAAAUAGCUGCCUUACUGUUUGGUUUAUUUUCACAUUUAAAGUUUUUUUCAUUAUUAUAAUUAUUUAAUUUGUUAAAAAUGUGUUUAAGCUUACACUAAUGCAAGUUCAGGAAAAAAAUCUUAAUAAUUCCCCUUUAGUUCAGACAAAUAUCUGUAACAUGUUGAUGUUCCCUUUCUAUGUUUUCCCAUUUGACAAAUAAAGACAUGUAACAGGUAGAGAAA